Molecule: messenger RNA, 1426 nt
Organism: Phragmites australis (common reed)
Lineage: Eukaryota; Viridiplantae; Streptophyta; Magnoliopsida; Poales; Poaceae
Product: F-box protein PP2-A13-like
Exons: 4
Coding region: 365-1234 (289 amino acids)
Molecular function (GO): protein binding
Source: RefSeq, a predicted model, not a curated record
GAAGUCAAACAUAAAUGCGCACCCACUUCUCCCUUCUCCGACUUGUCAUUUCGCCUCGCUUCCAUCUCUCUCCGGCUCUCUCACGCUCCAAAGGUUGCCUAUGUAGUUUGUACCACACGGACCGCACGAGGACGAACGAAUUCCUCCAGUCUUGCCCCGAACCCAGUUCUUCGCAUCUUAUGCCUUCUUCCUUCUGCAAGAGCCUCCUAAAGCCACAGCCUUCAGCUUGCCCUUGCUAGUGCGGAGCUCGAUACGGGAUCCAGUUCUUGGAAGCGGCUUCGGCUCCAUAUUGGCGCGCGCGAACCCAAUAAAGGCGCGCUCUUUUGCACGGAGAUAGUUGCGACUGGAGGCCACGAGAGGGAGUAUGGGCGCCGGCGCGUCGGACUUGGCAGGUAUGGAGCUCGGCAAGGUCGCGCGCGCCGGGCUGGGCGAGCUGCCGGAUCUGUGCGCGGCGGAGGUGCUGCUCCACCUCGACGCGCCGGACAUAUGCCGGCUCGCGCGGCUGAACCUUGCGUUCCGCGGCGCUGCGGCGGCGGACUUCGUGUGGGAGGCGAAGCUGCCGAAGAACUAUAGUUAUCUCCUGGGGUUCGUCGCUGGUGCGGAGGAGGGAGAGAGGAGCGAUAUGGGGAAGAAGGACAUCUAUGCGAGGCUCGCAAAGCCUGUGCCGUUUGAUGAUGGCAAAAGGGAAUUCUGGUUGGAGAAGAGCACAGGUAGUAUUUCCAUGGCGCUGUCGUCGAAAGCGCUGGUGAUAACGGGGAUUGACGACAGGAGGUACUGGGUUCAGAUGCCAACCACUGAAUCCAGGUUCCACUCUGUUGCAUUUCUUCAGCAAAUCUGGUGGUUCGAGGUGGUUGGAGAAGUCGAUUUCUGCUUCCCUGCGGGGACCUACAGCCUGUACUUCAGGCUUCAUCUUGGAAAAUCUUCCACACGUUUCGGCCGCCGUAUUUGCAGCUCGGAGCGAAUCCAUGGCUGGGACAGGAAGCCUGUACGGUUCCAGUUUUCUACAUCAGAUGGCCAACACGCCUUGUCCCAAUGCUACCUAGAUGAGCCUGGAAGUUGGAUUCUGUACCAUGUUGGUGAUUUUGUUGCAUCAAACUCUGAACAACCAAUCAAGCUGAAAUUCUCGCUAGCGCAAAUCGACUGCACUCAUACGAAAGGUGGCCUGUGCGUGGAUUCAGUGCUAAUAUAUCCGAAAGGCUUUGAGCCAGAAAGGGUGAUCAGGGCUCAGAAGUGAGUUUGUACACUUGUUAGAGUGGCUUUACAGUAGAGUUGUAGACAAAUAUGAGUAGCCUGCCGUUUUUAACUGGGGCUGAUCGUAUGGUAUGAAGGCAUGUGUACAUAAUUUUUGGCUGAAAAUUUUGUACGAUGGCACCAGGGUGCUUCAUUUUGCUCUGCCUCAUGGUGGUCAACUGGUCAUGGUGCUGAC